Messenger RNA from Humulus lupulus (European hop), 804 nucleotides. RefSeq names its product glutathione S-transferase T3-like. Lineage: Eukaryota; Viridiplantae; Streptophyta; Magnoliopsida; Rosales; Cannabaceae. The coding region runs from base 1 to 804 and encodes 267 amino acids. The record is from RefSeq and is a predicted model, not a curated record. The transcript is spliced from 3 exons.
AUGGUUUCAAGAAAUUAUAGGCCAAGUAUGGAAAAGUCUAGUAUUGAUUUGAAUCGUGAAACAUCAUCGACAUCUGUCUCUGAAACCCAACCUGAAUAUAGUGUUGAAGGGUUGGAAAAUAUAGAUGCCAUUGUGGGGAAUGACCAGACUUCUACACAUUUCUGGGCUCGAAUCGCAUAUUACUUCAACACCAACCAAAAAGGUGAGCAAGCAAGAACUGGAAGGCAAUGCAAAGACCAUUGGAACAAGAUGAAUCAAAAGGUGGCGCGAUUCAAUGGAUGUUAUAAACGAGUUCAAUUAGCACAUCACAGUGGUUGGUCUGAUGAGCAAAUUCUUGAGAAUGCACAUCAAUUGUACAAAUCUGAAAAUAACAACUCAAAUUUUCUGCUUGUGGACUGUUGGAGAUUGCUAAAGGAUGAGCUGAAAUGGAAUACAAUGUACCAACCAAAAGGUGGUAAGAGAACAAAGGUGUCAGAUACAGGGGCAUUUACUUCUUCUUCCAAUGCAGACAUCAGUGAUGAUGAAGUACGUGAAGUGCGCCCUACUGGCCAAAAGGCAACAAAUAGAAAAGGGAAGGAAAAAAAAGACACACAUGCUAGAUUUAUAGAGAUUAGUGAACGGAAGGCAUCUGCAUUGGAGAAAUUGGUGGCGAUAAAGGAGAAAGAGGCGACGAUAAAGGAGAAAGAGGCAGAAGAUAAUAGGAUGACAAAAUACAUGGAUUAUCUCAUCAUGGACACGUCGCAUAUGACUCAUGAACAAAAGAAAGAUUAUGAAAACUUCUAUAUUUCAACUGCUAUAUUUUAA